GCGGCCGGGAGCGGCUGCAGGCCAGGGCGGAGGAGCGGAGCGGAGCGGAGCGGAGCGGGGGCGCUGCCGCAGCCGCAGCGGGAGCAGCCCGGCCCGGCCCGGCCCGGCCCCCGCACAUCCGGGCGCUGCCGCAGGCCCGGCCCGUGCUGUGGCGGCGCGGCCCGGGCGAUCCCGGCCGGCUCGGCCCGGCGCGGCGCGGCGCGGCCCGGCGCGAUGCUGCGCUGCAUGCCGCCGCUCUGGCGCUGCAACCGGCACGUGGAGGCGCUGGACCGGCGGCACUGCUCGCUGCAGGCCGUGCCCGAGGAGAUCUACCGCUACAGCCGCUCGCUCGAGGAGCUGCUGCUGGACGCCAACCAGCUCCGCGAGCUGCCCAAGCCUUUCUUCAGGCUCCUGAACCUGCGCAAGCUGGGCCUGAGCGACAAUGAGAUCCAGAGGCUUCCCCCCGAGGUGGCCAACUUCAUGCAGCUGGUGGAGCUGGACAUCUCCCGCAAUGACAUUCCAGAAAUUCCUGAAAGCAUCAAAUUCUGCAAAUCCCUGGAAAUCGCAGACUUCAGUGGGAAUCCUCUCUCCAGGCUGCCUGAGGGCUUCACCCAGCUCCGGAGCCUGGGCCACUUGGCCUUGAACGACGUGUCCCUGCAGAGCCUCCCCACUGACAUUGGGAAUUUGGCAAACCUGGUGACUUUGGAGCUGCGUGAGAACCUGCUAAAGACUCUCCCCACCUCCCUCUCCUUCCUUGUCAAGUUAGAGCAGUUGGAUCUCGGUGGCAAUGACCUGGAAGUGCUGCCGGACACUCUGGGCGCGCUCCCGAACCUGCGCGAGCUGUGGCUGGACCGGAACCAGCUCUCAGCCCUGCCGCCGGAGCUGGGCAACCUGCGCCGCCUGGUCUGCCUGGACGUGUCCGAGAACAAGCUGGAGCAGCUGCCCAACGAGGUCAGCGGGCUGGUGGCACUGACGGACUUGCUGCUGUCACAGAACCUGCUGGAGUGCAUUCCCGAUGGGAUCGGUCAGCUGAAGCAGCUCUCCAUCCUCAAGGUGGACCAGAACCGGCUGACAGACAUGACAGAGUCGAUUGGGGACUGUGAAAACCUGUCUGAGCUCAUCCUGACUGAGAACAUGCUGACGGCCUUGCCCAAGUCCCUGGGCAAGCUGGCCAAGCUGACGAACCUGAACCUGGACCGGAACCGUCUGACGGCGCUGCCAGCAGAGAUCGGAGGCUGUGCCAACCUCAACGUUCUGUCCCUGCGCGACAACCGCCUGGCCCUGCUGCCCCCCGAGCUGGCCAACACCACCGAGCUGCACGUGCUGGACGUGGCUGGCAACAGGCUGCAGAACUUGCCCUUUGCUUUGACAAAUCUUAAUCUGAAAGCCCUGUGGCUGGCAGAAAACCAGUCCCAGCCCAUGCUGAAAUUCCAGACCGAGGAUGAUGAGAAGACAGGAGAAAAGGUUCUCACUUGCUACCUGCUCCCCCAGCAGCCCUCUCCCAGCCUGGAGAAUCUGCUGCAGAACAGCAUGGAUGAGAGCUGGACAGACAGCAACUUAAACAGAGUCAGUGUGAUCCAGUUCCUGGAUGAACCCAAAGGGGAUGAGGAUGAGGAGUCUGGAGCUGAGAGACGGGGCCUGCAGCGCAGAGCCACCCCUCACCCCAGCGAGCUGAAGGUGAUGAAGAAGGUGAUCGAGGUGCGGCGCAGCGAGGUGAACGCUGCCAAGGCUGAUGCCAACCCCAGCUCUCCCAACCCGGAGGAGAAGAGGCUGAGUGCCACGUCGAACCGCAGCGAGGACUCGCACCUGUCCACCAGCACGGCCUCCGUGGACUGCAGGGCAGAGGAGAGGGAGCGGGGCUGGCCCAACGGGCAGCUGCCCGAGCUGCACAGGGACGGCAAGCCCAGGGCCGAGCAGGAGCACAAGGAAGCUGCUGACCAGGAGGAGGAAGAUGUGGAAGUGGAGUACAAUGAGCCCACUGUGCACUUUGCUGAGGACACGCUGAUCCGCAGUGAGGAUGAGGAUGAGGACGAAGAGCGGCCGUUCCCAGUGGAGAAGCAGAGGCUUAUCCGCAAGGACACGCCCCAUUAUAAGAAACACUUCAAGAUCACUAAACUGCCCAAGCCAGAGGCUGUGGUGGCACUUCUGCAGGGGCUGAACAGUGAUGGGGUCCCCAAAGAGGAAGAGGAGUUGGGAGGCUGCAAUAAUAACACAGAGCCCAGGGAUCAGGAGGAAGCGUGGGAUGAGGAUGACAGAAAGAAUGGAGCUCUGUCUGCUCAGCCCUCCGUGAAGGGGGUGUCGUUUGAUCAAGCCAAUAAUCUGCUGAUUGAACCUGCUCGCAUUGAGGAGGAAGAGCUGACGCUGACCAUCGUGCGGCAGACGGGGGGGCUGGGCAUCAGCAUCGCGGGGGGCAAGGGCUCCACGCCCUACAAGGGGGACGACGAGGGAAUCUUCAUUUCCCGUGUGUCUGAGGAGGGUCCUGCAGCUCGGGCAGGGGUCCGUGUUGGUGACAAGCUCCUGGAGGUGAACGGAGUGUCGCUGCACUGUGCCGAGCACCACGUGGCCGUGGAGGCGCUGCGGGGCUCGGGCAGCUCGGUGUCCAUGACGGUGCUGCGGGAGCGCAUGGUGGAGCCCGAGAACGCCAUCACCGUCACCCCGCUGCGGCCCGAGGACGACUACAGCCCGCGGGAGCGGCGCGGGGGGCUGCGCUUCCCCGAGGGCCCCGAGCCGGCCCCGGCCACCGAGCGCUUCUCCACCUGCCUCAUGCGCAACGAGAAGGGCCUCGGCUUCAGCAUCGCUGGGGGCAAGGGCUCCACUCCCUACCGGGCCGGGGACACGGGCAUCUUCAUCUCCCGGAUCGCAGAGGGUGGGGCAGCCCACCGGGACGGGAUCCUGCGUGUUGGAGACAGAGUCAUCUCGAUCAAUGGGGUAGACAUGACAGAAGCCAGGCAUGAUCAGGCCGUAGCGCUGCUUACCGCGGCCUCCCCCACCAUCGUGCUGCUGGUAGAGAGAGAGGGCGGCGAGCAGCCCGGCGAGGGAGGCUCGCCCCGCGGGCGCAUGCACUCCCCCCCGCCGCCCCCCGGCCCUGGGGACAGCCCGCCCGAGGAGACGCCAGCGCCGCCCCGGAACCACCUCUGCAGAGGGAUGGAGGAUCAGUACCCUGUGGAGGAAAUCCACCUGGUGAAAGCAGGUGGCCCCCUGGGCCUCAGCAUCGUCGGAGGCAGUGACCACUCCAGCCAUCCCUUUGGGAUUCAUGAGCCAGGUGUCUUCAUCUCCAAGGUCAUCCCGCGGGGGCUGGCGUCGCGCAGCGGGCUCCGCGUGGGGGACAGGAUCCUGGAGGUGAACGGCAUCGACCUGCGCCACGCCACCCACCAGGAGGCUGUCAACGCCCUGCUCUCCAACGCCCAGGAGCUCACCAUGCUGGUCCGCAGAGACCCCCCUCCACCCGGCAUGCAGGAAAUAUGCAUUGAAAAGGCUCCAGGAGAGAAGCUGGGCAUCAGCAUCCGGGGUGGAGCCAAGGGCCAUGCUGGCAAUCCGUUUGAUCCCACUGAUGAAGGCAUCUUCAUCUCCAAGGUGAGCUCCUCGGGGGCUGCUGCCCGGGACGGCCGCCUGCAGGUGGGGAUGCGGAUCCUGGAGGUGAACCACCAGAGCCUGCUGGGCAUGACACACACCGAGGCCGUGCAGGUGCUGCGCGCCGUGGGCGACGCGCUGCUCGUGCUGGUCUGCGACGGCUUCGACCCCAAGGCUGCUGCUGCCAUCGAGAUGUCCCCAGGAAUCAUUGCCAACCCUUUCGCUGCUGGCAUUGGGCGCAAGAACAGCCUGGAGAGCAUCUCCUCCAUCGACCGAGAUUUGAGCCCCGAGGAGCUGGAGAUCCUGCAGAAGGAGAUGGAAAUGGUGAGAGAAGCCACUCAGUGGGAGAGAGAAGAAAUGGAGAAAGUGGAGCGGAUGCGUAGGGAGCGGGAGGCAGCCAUGCAGCAGCUUGAGGAGGAAGCAGAGAACAUCCCCAGUGAACCCCUGCGCCUGGACUACCGGACCCUGGCAGCGCUGCCCAGCAGUGGCCUGCAGAGAGGCAACCGUGCUCCUGCUGAGUGCUCUAAGCCCAGCUGCAGCAUGGAGGGUGACACUGCCGUGCUGUCCCCGCGGGCGUGGCACGGCCGGGACGCGUCCCCGGAGCCAGCAGCGGGCACAGCCGGGCCCCCUCAGCUCCCCGUGCCUCCCCAGCAGCACACGAGCAGGCCACAGCAGCCCCAGGGAGACCAGCAGGACCCCGAGGGGUGUCCCUUGUCCCAGGAGCAGCUGCCAGAGACGCCAGAGUGUUUGAUCGACUCGCAGCCCAUCCCCUUCAGUGAGAACCCCUUUGUGGUGGCCAACCGCAGGGGCAAGGCCACGGGCACGGCUGGCCUGGGGGGGCCUCCCCUGGGCUAUGGCAGGGAGGGCGUGCUGAAGACCAGCCUGUACUCCAAGGCUCCUGUGGGCGAGUCUGGGACAGGAAAUUCCAGGCGUGAAUCCCCCUAUUCUCCCAGUAAUCCACAGGUGCCCUCAGCCCCCCGGGCCCCUCACCUGGCCGGCAGGGAGACGCGCUUUGCUUCCAUUAACUUCAUUACAUCGCAGGAUGACAGUAAAUCAACCAAGCCUGGCGUCAUUCAGCCUCUCUCCCGCGUGCGACCGAGCGCUGCUGUGGCACACAGGGCCGAGGAGGGGGACAGCCCCAACCCCUUCCAGCCGCCCCAGCCCUGCUUCAGGACCCACAGCUCUCCAAAGCCGUCGCCGCCGUCGCCACCCUCCCCUGAUGAGGUGCCCAUCAACGUCAAGCAGGCCUACAAGACCUUUGCAGCAGUGCCCCUGUCCCAGCCCCUGCUGGGGACACAGGAAUUGUCUGGUCAGAGCAGCACAGAAAACACCAAACUGGCCUCGGAGGUGACUGCACACAGCCCUGGGGGACAGCACAGCCCUGAGCAGAGGUCCUUCCGUGAGAGGCAGAAGUAUUUUGAGAUUGAGGUGAAGCAGCAGCACCUGGACAAGCCUCCCAAGCGUGUGUCCUUGGUGGGGGAGGAUGACCUGAAGAAAAUGAAAGAGGAGGAGGCCCGCAAGCUGCAGCAGCAGCGAGCCCUUCUGCUGGAGGAGGAAGCUGAGGAGGAUGAGGAGGGGAGGCAGGCACCCGAGGCCGUGCAGUCCAGCGUCAUCAUCGAGGGCGUGGAGUACAAGGUGGAGAGGCUGAAUGGAAGGAGCAGCCAGGCCCCAGCAGCUCGGCCCUUGGAGCUCAGUGAGAACAACAGCUCACAGAGGAAUUCCCUGGAGGAGGGGAUCAAGCCUGAGCACAGAACCAACUCCAUGUCGGGGCUGAGCCCCGUGGAUCCCGGCGCUCCCGUGCGCACAGCCAAGGCCGAGCGGCGGCACCAGGAGCGCCUGCGGAUGCAGAGCCCCGAGCUGCUGGCCCAGCAGGACAAGGAGCUGUCCCCAGCCGAACGCCGGGCCCUGGAGGCAGAGAAACGGGCCAUGUGGAGGGCAGCACGAUCCUCAGCUCUUGAAGACAGUGUUAAGCAGUACGAGCAGGACCUGGCCAGGAGGCUGUACCAGUCCCGGCAGCGGGCUGCUGCUCCCGGGGCCAGGCCAGCUCAGAUGGCUAGCCCAGUGCAGAGCCACGCCUCGAGAGUGCCUGGCUCAGGAGGCCAAUCCAGGAUGAAGUCCCUGGAGCAGGAUGCUCUCAAAGCCCAGAUGGUCAUUGCCAAGUCCAAGGAGGGAAAGAAGCGCAGCACGCUGGAGCAGCUGGCAGAGUCCCCCUCGCCCGCGCCCACGCCAUCGCCCACGCCGCUGGAAGAUUGCAGCCCCAGGAACGUCACUUCCCCAGGAAGGCUGUCAAUGUCUGAAAAGAAGUUUGACUACCGGGAAUUUGCUGCUAUUCCUUCCUCCAAACCUGUUUACGAAAUCCAGUCCCCUGAUGCAGCUGAUGACCUCAGAUACGGCGAUGACCGGAGUAACUCAGUUCCCCGGGAGCAGGACGGGCAGCCAGAGGAGGAGGACGCACUGGGAGCAGGGGAUCCAUCGGCAGCAGCUCCCUCAGCCCUGGAGGACAUGGCCCUGUACAGCAGCAAGCGGAAGCUCCGGCACAGCCGGCGCAGCCUGGAGACCGCUGUCCCCACAUAGGUGACCCUGGGCAAUGGACUGGCCUGGCACAGCCUGGGCAAUGGACUGGCCUGGCACAGCCCUUCGGGAGCUCCAGGGACAGCAGCAGGCUGCCCCUGCCUACAGACUCUGGAUGGGACUGAGCUCCCCGUGAGCUCUGUGGCCAACUGACUCCUCUGGGGCUGUGAACCGCCCUCGUCUCUCACCCAACAGUGCACUGGGGCACAUCCCAAAACUGGGACAACACUGGACUGACUGCUGGCAGAUGGAGAGGAAGGGUGGCCAGGACAGUGGGCAGCUUUUUAGCCUGUAAAUAUUGUGUGUGGGGAAGAGUAGGACAGGGAGAAUGUAGGAGUGUGAGAGUGUGUUGGGCUCCAGCUGUUACUGCCUCAGCUUGGGUUUUGUAGUGGUUAAAAGGAGCUUCUCCUCUGGUGGGAAUCAGGAGGAAGGUCCAGCCUGCCUUUACUCCUAUUUAGUUUCCAGUCUUUUGCCAAAAAGCAUCUCCUCCCAGCUCCUGCACUGUGUCACCUCACUUCCCUUUGGGAGUGUUUGGGAAUGGGAAGCUUGGCGGCAAAAAGAAGGAAAAAAAGAAAACAAAAACCACCAGAAUUCCAGCAAAGUGCCUCCCUCUGCCACUGGCACUCUGUGCUCAAGGAAAACAGAGCCAGCUCUCUGCCACCUGCCUCUGCCCUGGUGGGACACUGCUCCUGCUGGGGCUUUGUGCUGUCUUGGGACAGCUCCCUCCCUGGAUGGGCGCGUCCCCCUGUGUCACCACGGUGGGAGCCACUCCAGAGCACACGAGUGGAGGAGUCUGUCCUGGGGCACUGGGGCUGAACUGGUCAGCUGGGGAGGAAUGGGACGGGGCCCUCAGCCAGAGCAGGGGUGCAGGGGUGUGUGACAGCAGUGGGAGCAGCACAGGGGGCAGGACACGGCAGCAGAGGUGGCAGGUGUGACAGCAGGUACCUUAGUGGGUGGAGUUCAGGAACUGGGGAUGGGUAGAACGUGGAGUUGCUGGGGUCACGUUGGGAGUUACAGGAUCCUGCACAUGGAGAUGCUGGUGGGGAGUCCACAGUGCCCACGCUGGCUGUAGGGUGGGCAGGGAUGUCACGGGGUGCGUGGUGUGGUGUGGGCUGGCAGGGAGCACCAGGAGCACCACGGAGCAGAAUGGGGCUGGCCUGUGCCUUGCAAUAACCACACAGUUCCACUUUGCCAGCUCAUUGGCUUCAGGCCCCUUCCCGUGGAGGAUGGGGAAAAUGCACGUUUGCCCACACAAGAGGGAAAAAGGAAAAUGAGAAAUGAGUGGGGGUGUGAGCCUUGGUUUCCACAAGUGGAACGAGGGCUGUGAGCAGGUUCUGAAUCGUGUGAGCUCUGCAGAUGUGGAGGUCACAGCUGCUGCUCCCAACUCUGCCAUCAGCCUCUGCUGCCACUAGUGAGGGGAAACAACCCUUUUCUUUUUCUUUUUAUCACUGCCUCUCACCGUGAGGAAGGUCCGAGCUCGGCACAAUCCCGUUCCCUUCCAUUGGUGCUCUCUGACUCCCCAGUAAGACCAGGGUUGGACCUUGAGCCUCACAGUGGCUGGGCACUGACAGGCACAUCUGCUUGUACAUUUGCUGAAGGAAAGAGCUGGAUGCAGUUUUUUGGGUGCAGUUUUUUAGUUGAGCCUCUCCUUUCAUGCCAAAAUCCAGCGGAUCAUUUUAACUGACUCUGUAUGUUUUGAUUUUACAGACUUGUGAAGGGGAACUCUGAUAAUCUCACACUGCAGCUGCAGCUGCCUCCAUCAUCAGCAAUUUGAGCUUUUCCUUUUUAAAUCUAAUUUUAGCAUUUGCUUUUUAACAAGAGCAGUUUUGGAAACAAUCCUGGCUGGGUUUUGGUGACUAACUUGUGAUUCUUCUCUCCUUUCCCUGUGCGGUACCUGGUGCCAGGCUCUGGAUUCUCUCCCGUUCUCUCCCAAGAGACUCCGAGGGAAAAUUAGCGCAUCAAGACUGUAACUAGUGAAAUUUGUACAACCAAAGAAAUCUAUUUUGUGGUUCAAGGAUAAUAAAGUUUACUUUACAUUUUA
Messenger RNA from Passer domesticus (house sparrow), 8161 nucleotides. It is a transcript of the gene SCRIB, whose product is annotated as scribble planar cell polarity protein. The record is from RefSeq and is a predicted model, not a curated record. Gene Ontology annotation, cellular component: postsynaptic density; adherens junction; postsynaptic membrane. Bases 214 to 6123 code for a protein of 1969 amino acids. Gene Ontology annotation, biological process: neurotransmitter receptor transport postsynaptic membrane to endosome; embryo development; neurotransmitter receptor transport, endosome to postsynaptic membrane. Gene Ontology annotation, molecular function: protein binding. The transcript is spliced from 46 exons. NCBI's taxonomy places the organism in Eukaryota, Metazoa, Chordata, Aves, Passeriformes, Passeridae.